Dissoconium aciculare CBS 342.82 is the source of this 1283-nucleotide messenger RNA. Its product is annotated as phosphoglycerate mutase-like protein. The coding region runs from base 336 to 1106 and encodes 256 amino acids. The transcript is spliced from 2 exons. The record is from RefSeq and is a predicted model, not a curated record. NCBI's taxonomy places the organism in Eukaryota, Fungi, Ascomycota, Dothideomycetes, Mycosphaerellales, Dissoconiaceae. Gene Ontology annotation, cellular component: cytoplasm. Gene Ontology annotation, molecular function: phosphatase activity.
UUGUUCAGGUACCCUUUUCAGAAGCUUCCUAGCCUUUUGAGAGUGUGCGCAACCGUGGUGCGUUGGCCCAUGGUACCGAGAUUUCUUUGAUCCCUGACAAAGCAAAUCCCAGCCCACAGCUGCAGCAGCUGUAGCUAGGUGGAGUCAAUUUUUGCUUGGACAAUGGCCAUGAAAAUAAUGGCAAUAUUUUUAGAGGUUGUCCGUGUAUAAAAACAUAAGUAGCUCGGCGUUUGUUGUGAAGAUCACCUUCUCCCGUCAGACCGACCAGCUUCCCGUGAAAUCUGCCUUCGUAAAACGAACGCGAAGCCAAUCAUAAGAUUUCAUUGACGAGCAAUAUGGCACCGAUCAUCCACUGUGUUCGUCAUGCGCAGGGCUACCACAACCUCUCCAUUGCCAGCCAUGCCAUUCGGGAUCCCCUCCUCACACCGUUCGGUCAACAGCAAUGUCAGGAGCUCCAACAAAACUUCCCACACCACGAAAAUGCAGAGCUCAUAGUCGCCUCACCCCUCCGACGUACCCUCUACACCGCGCUCCUGAGCUUCGCGAGCACCAUCAAGAACAAGAAUCUCACAGUUGUGGCCUUGCCCGAAACGCAGGAGACCAGUGCGCUACCGUGCGAUACUGGCAACCCAGUGCAAGACCUCAAGCAGGAGUUUGAAGACCGGCCUGUCGACCUAUCGUUGCUUGAUGAAACCUGGGGUCAGAAGCGAGCGCGGUGGGCACCUACAGCAGAAGCCAUCGAAGCGCGCGCCAAGGCUGCGCGACAAUGGCUGAUGUCGCGUCCAGAAAAGGAGGUUGUAUUGGUGACACACGGGGGGUUCCUGCACUACUUUACCGAAGACUGGGCUGGCUGUGAAAAGUACGCCGGCACUGGAUGGGCCAACACCGAGUAUCGCAGCUACUCGUUUAUCGAUUCGGACUCUGGCGAAGCUCAUCUCGCCGAGACUCCUGAAUCAUACCAGCGCCGUGCUGGCACCAAUCGUCCUCUCACACCAACCGAGCAGGCUGAUUUGAAACGUCAUGCAGAACUAGAGUGGGAUCGUGAUGGUUACGUAUUGCAGCGGCCUUUGGCGCAUCACAUUCAAGAGGUUGGUGUGAAGGCGUGAUCUGGAAAGGGUAGCCGAGGAGCUUCAGGUGUUGAACUUGAUCUCAUGUAAGACCUGCGUUUCCGAGUGGGAUUCGCGAUUCGAAUCAGGGUAUAUAGCUUCAGAACGAGCGGGAUAAUGUUGAAAGCAAGAGCAAUAAUAGCGCAGUACGAAAAAUUCUUCCCGAGCAAUUUGAAG